This is a messenger RNA of Sinocyclocheilus grahami, 3781 nucleotides long. Its product is annotated as neural cell adhesion molecule L1-like protein. The record is from RefSeq and is a predicted model, not a curated record. The transcript is spliced from 24 exons. Gene Ontology annotation, biological process: cell-cell adhesion. Gene Ontology annotation, molecular function: protein binding. NCBI's taxonomy places the organism in Eukaryota, Metazoa, Chordata, Actinopteri, Cypriniformes, Cyprinidae.
AGAACGAGGAUAUCCAAAGAUCUUUUCCUUGGAGGAGUCAGUGAAGAGCUCUUGCUAAAAGAACAACUUUGUGAGGGUGUUUUCUGCAUUUCCUUCACCUUUGUCCUUAUCUGCUGGCUGGGAUGAGGGGGCUCAGGAGCCUUAUUGUCGGGCUCCUGUUGGCCUUCUUCUCCACUGCCUUUGGUCUUUAUUUCCCUCCUCACGUGGAGCAGCUGCCGACCAUCACCACUCAGACCUCAGGCUCUCUCAUUGCCUUGCCAUAUGAUGAGAACUUACUGUUCAAGUGUGAAGCCAAAGGCAACCCAAGACCUACGUACCGCUGGACGAAAGAUGGGAUGGAUUUUGACCCGCAUAAAGACCCUCGGCUCAUUAAAGAAGAAAGUAGUGGGACCUUUGUGAUCCCCAACACUAAAGAGAAAGUGAAAUACCAGGGAAAGUACAGAUGUUAUGCCUCAAACAAGCUCGGAACUGCAAUAUCAGAGGAAUCAGAGUUUAUUGUGCCUGUGGUACCCAAGUUUCCCAAGGAGAAGACAGAGCCAGUGGUGGUCACAGAAGGCGAUUCGGUGGUCUUGGUGUGUAACCCGCCACAAGGAACGCCACCUUGGCAGCUGUACUGGAUGACCAAUGAUCUUCGACACAUUGAGCAGAAUGAGAGGGUGUCCAUGGGCCUCAAUGGGAAUCUGUACUUCUCUAAUACACUGGUGACAGAUAGCCACGAUGACUACUGCUGUUUUGCCUCCUUUUCCAGGAUACGCACAAUCGUUCAGAAACCCCGCAUGGCCCUGAGGGUCAAGCCAAUUCAGAAGCGGAAGCCGAGCAUUUUGGUGCCCUCCAGUCAUUCAAUGACAUACCUAAAAAAAGGAGAAGAGCUGGAGCUGGAGUGUAUCGCAGAAGGACUGCCUACACCGGUGGUAGAAUGGAUCAAGAUGUGGGACAACUUAACAAAUCUUACACAAAUCAAGAACUAUGGAAAGCUUCUGACUAUACCAAACCUCACAGAUCAGGAUGAAGGGAGAUACAUGUGCAAAGCCAAGAAUGAUCUUGGUGAAGCUGUGCAUCAUUUUCAUGUUGUUGUGGAGGCAAAAAAGACCAUUCAAAAACUUUUGAACUGUAGUGUACUGUAUAAACCCAUGUGACAACUAACCCCAGUCUCUCCUAAACACUUUGGGUGCCAAUUCAACUUUGUUUUCUCCCCAGAUUUUCCUUCUACCAAUUACAAAAUGCUUGAUGACAGAAUAAUCAUCCUCAGAGCAGAGCAGAACGACACUGCCGUGUACCAGUGUGAGGCCUCCAACAAGCACGGGACCCUGCUUGUCAACACUAACGUGCUUGUCAUGAAUCAUCCCCCUUUGAUUCUGACGCCGAAUUAUCUGGAGUACGCAACCAUGUUAGACAAGAGGGUGAUUAUGGACUGCAGAGUCUUUAGUUCACCACCUGCCAGCAUUAACUGGAGAAGAGAAGACCCAGAGGGCUCUCUAGAUGGAGAGAGAUAUUCUCUCCUGAAGAAUGGCUCCCUGCAGAUUCACAAAGUCGAGAUGGGAGAUAUGGGCCAGUACAAAUGUUUGGCAAACAACUCCGAAGGCACCAUGAGCCUCACCACUGAACUUUUCAUUAAAGAUUCAACGAGGAUCGUCAAACCUCCUCAAGACAUGAAGGUCAGAAGAGGAUCAAUGGCGGAGCUGGAGUGCCAGGUGGAGUGCGAUCCCACCCUCAGAAGAGAGCUGGAGAUCUUGUGGAUGAAAGAUGGGAUGAAUAUCCUCUCAAACUUCUCUGAAGGAUAUUUCACAGAUGAUGGAGUUCUCCAGAUUCUCAAUGUGAGCCACAGUGAUAAAGGGAAAUACACCUGCAUUGUUCGAACAUCACUAGACCAAGAUACAGCUUCUGCAUACAUAACUGUGUUAGAUGUCCCAGAUCCACCGGUUCAACUGACACUCACUGAUCUGAAAGACCGCAGUGUGAGGCUCCACUGGACGGCCGCCAGUGAUCAUAACAGUCCCGUAGCAGAGUUCAUCAUCCAGUACGAAGAGAACCACUGGGAGCCGGAGAAGUGGAAGGAGCUUCUACGAGUCGCAGGCAGCCAGAUCUCUGCCCCCUUGACGCUCUACGGCCACAUUAACUACCAGUUCAGAGUCAUCGCUGUUAAUACUAUUGGGAAAAGCUGUCCCAGCAUGCCCUCCGAAAGAUAUAAGACACCUCCCUGUGCUCCCGACAGGAACCCAGAAAACAUUAAGAUUGAGGGUCACCUGCCACAUCAGAUGGACAUCAGCUGGGAGCCGCUCUUGCCUGUGGAGCACAACGGUCCCAGUCUGGAAUACAAACUGAGCUACAGGCUCAUGGGUGUCGAGGACAGUUGGAAAGAACAGAUGGUGAAGAGACACUCAUUUGUGGUGCGAGACACCCCAACAUUUGUCCCUUACGAGGUCAAGAUCCAGGCCUUUAACCAUCACGGGUGGGCACCAGAGCCCAGAGUGGUGACUGGUUAUUCCGGAGAAGACAUGCCCUUGGCGGCUCCUGAAGACGUAUCUGUGGAGGUGUUGAACUGUACGAUGCUGAGGGUCAGCUGGUCACCGGUGCCCCAAUCUGCCUUGAGGGGCCAUCUUGGAGGAUACACUGUGCACUGGUGGCAAACUCAAAGUCUGUUGACCUCUAAGAGAAUUCCCUCAGAGAGACAGUCUCUCACCAUGCCUGGAAACAGGAGUCACACCAUGGUGCCGGGACUGAAGCCAUUCUCUGAAUAUAGCCUGACUGUCAACGUCUUUAACCGGAGAGGGAAUGGACCCAGCAGCAGUCCCAUCUCUUUCACAACUCCACAGGGAGUUCCUGAGCAACCUCCCAUCCUCAAAGCCACAAACUUUCAGAAAGACUCCAUCACGCUGGUGUGGGCACCUCCGCAUGAAACCAACGGCUUUCUCACGGGAUACUUGCUGCAAUAUCAGACAGUUAAUGAGACUCUGGGUGAGCUGAAAUAUGUGAACAUCAGUGCAUCAGAUACAACACAGUGGGUCUUGCGUGAUCUGCAGGAGGACAACUGGUAUACGUUCUACCUGAGUGCGUGCACGCAGGUGGGCUGCGGGUCAGCCAUCAGUGAGGAAGGAGGCACCGUCUCUGAGGCGUUGCCUAGUAAACAACUCAUGGCAUCCCAGGAGUGGUUUGUGGUGAUGAUGUGUGCGGUGGCAUUACUAACUCUGCUUGUCCUCAUCGGCUGUUUUGUGCUCAAGAACAAAGGCGGCAAGUACGCAGUGAAAGAAAAGGAGGAAACUCCUGCUGAUCCCGAAGCUCACGCCAUGGGUGAAGAAUCUCCUUGCGAGUACAGUGACAAUGAUGAGAAGCCGCUGAAGAGCAGCCAUCAGUUGUUCACAGACAUCAAAGCAGAUGAUAGCAGCGAGGACAGCUCUGUGAUGUCGGACGAUGACGACUGCGAGUUCAACGAAGAUGGGUCGUUCAUCGGCGAGUACUCGGGGUACAAGCGUAGGGUGUCCACAGAAGUGAACGGACACACCCCGGUGACUUCUUAAUGCUGGUUCAACCUUAGGAACUUUUAAACUAUUUUACAGGGAGAACGAGAAGUUUGUUUGUAAGAUGUGCCAUGAAUGUGCCUAUGUUUUGCUUUUGCGUGAAUGGCCACUUCUUUACAGUAUUAAUAUGAAGGGUGAUGACAGGUUAUAGUCCCGGCCAACAUGGAAAUUAUGCCAUCAUUUACUCAGCGUUUCAAUCUGGUACGACUGACUUUUUAAGACAUUUAGUAGAAUGUUCAUGGUGCUCUUUUCUUACAAUAAAAAUA